Messenger RNA from Neltuma alba, 683 nucleotides. RefSeq names its product gibberellin-regulated protein 4-like. Lineage: Eukaryota; Viridiplantae; Streptophyta; Magnoliopsida; Fabales; Fabaceae. The transcript has 4 exons. Bases 55 to 384 code for a protein of 109 amino acids. The record is from RefSeq and is a predicted model, not a curated record.
CCCUUGCUUUAUAUACGCGGUUUGCUGAAUCGGGAGGAUUCUUCAAGAACGGCCAUGGCUAAGUUCCUCGCUGCUUUGAUCUUAGCUCUCAUUGCCAUUUCCAUGCUUCAGACUCUGGUCAUGGCAGCUCAUGGGCAAGGAGGCAACUUCUAUGAUAACAAGGGACGAAGCCCGUAUGGACCCGGCAGUCUCAAGAGCUACCAAUGCCCGUCGCAAUGCAAUAGGAGGUGCGGCCAGACUCAGUACAGGAAGCCAUGCAUGUUCUUCUGUCAGAAGUGCUGCAGGAAGUGCCUGUGCGUGCCCCCGGGGUAUUAUGGGAACAAAGCCGUGUGCCCUUGCUACAACAACUGGAAGACCAAGGAAGGAGGACCCAAGUGCCCUUAGGCCAUAGUUCUACGAUUUCACCCACCUCAAAUAUCCUUCCGCUUGUGUUGUGUCCCUUGCUUGUCACCCGUUAUGACAAUAGCUUACUACCACAACCACCAACAUAUUUCUUUCACAUUCUCACAUGGUUUGCUCUUUUUGCUCUCUUAAAUGUUUUGUUGUGCUCGAGGAUGUCUCCUGUUUUAGUCAACCUAAUCAUAGACUCCUCUGUUAUGUUGUCACUCCAUAAGGCUUCGCCUUCGAUGAGAGUGGCCCAGUCCUAUCACUAUUAUCUAUGAAACUGCUGAUGAUAUUUUAUA